Molecule: messenger RNA, 1653 nt
Organism: Aspergillus calidoustus
Lineage: Eukaryota; Fungi; Ascomycota; Eurotiomycetes; Eurotiales; Aspergillaceae
Source: the annotation of a GenBank genome assembly
GCCAAGCAGACCUCUUGCCACUGGCUUCAUUUUCUGCAGCUCACUUGUCUCACGAGGAUCACUCUGUCAAAGUCGUAUCUCUCCCCUCUAGCCGAUGGUUUAUUUCCGCGGACCGCCGGUACAUAAAUACGACCCUAAUCCGGCUCUCUUGUCCUACCUCUAUCCCCAAUUCCCCCUUUAGGCUUUUUUGUUCCGCCCGUAUAACUUUUCCCUCGAGAAGCUCUACCCACUGCAAACCAGCACAAUGAAAGCCGUCAUCUACAAAGCCCCAAACCAAAUCUCCAUCGAAGAGCGGCCCAAACCAACCAUCCAGCACCCCACCGACGCAAUCAUCCGCAUCCUGCACACAACAAUCUGCGGCACGGACCUGCACAUCCUUGCCGGCGACGUCGCAACCGCAACACCCGGCCGGAUCCUCGGCCACGAGGGCGUCGGGAUCAUCGACUCGCUCGGCGCCGCCGUGCACAAUUUCGCCGUCGGACAAAAAGUCCUCAUCUCCUGCAUCACUUCGUGCGGGACAUGCCACUACUGCCGGCAGCGACGUAUGCCGUCGCAGUGCGCCAACGGCGGCGGCUGGAUAUUGGGGAACAGCAUCGACGGGACGCAGGCGGAGUUUGUGCGGGUUCCGCACGCGGCGUUCUCGCUGCAUGUGCUCCCCGCCGCGAUCGACGAGCGCGUGGCGGUGACGCUGUCUGACACGGUGCCGACGGCCUACGAGUGUGGGAUUCUGAACGGGGAGAUUGCACCGGGGUCCAGCGUUGCUAUUAUUGGGACGGGCCCGAUUGGGUUGAUGUGUCUGCAGAUGAGCAGGAGGAUGUUUGGGCCGAGUAUGGUGGUUGUUGUCGGGCGCGGGAUGAGCAGGGUUGAGAUGGCGAGCGCUAUGGGCGCGGACCAUGCGUUUAGUGUUCUGAACGAGGGCGGCGCGGAGAGGGUCGUGCAGGACGCUGUCGCGGUCUCGGUUGGCGGCAGGGGGUUCGAUGUUGUCAUUGAGGCUGUGGGGAAUGCCGAGUCGUUUGAGAUGGCGCAGGGGCUUGUUGGGCCCGGGGGCACGAUUGCCUCGCUGGGCGUCUUUGGGUGUUCGUGCGAGCUGCACCUGGAGAAGCUGUGGCAUCGCAACAUCUGCCUACGGACACGACUCAUCGACGCCGUCUCGACAAUCGAUCUGCUGCAGAUGGUGGAGGGAGGAGGCAUCGAUCCUAGUUUCCUGGUCACACAUCACUUUGCCUUUGAUGAUAUCCAGAACGCGUACGAGGCGUUUGAGAAAUCGUCCAAACACGGCAGUCUAAAGGUCGUCGUCUCCAUGCCUGGCUCAGAGUCUGUGUCUGGUACGAACGGCUCGUCUGCAAACGGUUCCUCGCACGCCGUUCAUGCGUAGGUGUUCAGUUAUAACAUUAUUCGUGCCUAAAUACCGACCACCGGCCAAAUUUAAGCAUCAAAGCUACUCAAACAACGAGCCACGAAGAUCUCAAUUUGUGUUAAAGUGAGACAUAGAUCUGAUGAGUACCCAGGGCAGUGAUCAUGGACAAUAGAAGACCUCACUCGGUACCUUUAGUACGGCCAAGAAUACCUAUUUGCAGUUUCCGGCUUUCUAGUUACCCAGCACCGUAGUGUCACUGCCGACGAUGUCUUCAUUGUGGCCUAAAUCGAGAUUGG